This is a messenger RNA of Hermetia illucens (black soldier fly), 2643 nucleotides long. RefSeq lists its product as uncharacterized. The record is from RefSeq and is a predicted model, not a curated record. NCBI's taxonomy places the organism in Eukaryota, Metazoa, Arthropoda, Insecta, Diptera, Stratiomyidae. The coding region runs from base 657 to 1907 and encodes 416 amino acids. Gene Ontology annotation, biological process: positive regulation of fibroblast growth factor receptor signaling pathway; positive regulation of epidermal growth factor receptor signaling pathway; signal transduction. The transcript has 6 exons.
GGAAUGGGAGGCGGAGUACGUUUACGUCCGCUCUGGCCAGGCUAGUUUCAGUCAUGACGCGGUGAACGAAAGACGGUUGGAGAACGUACCGCUGACGAAGACCUCACUAUAGACGCGUGUACUAGCUCAAAGUGUCGAGUUCAUAAGCCGGUCCCAGUGUUGUCCAUAUACUCUGCAGGCGUGAAAAAUACAAGUACCCUCUGUUGCGGAUUAUCCACUUCUUCACAAUCGGUAGCAGACACAAUUCGUGCCUGUGUCAUUAGAAUCUAUUUUGUUGCAAAGAACGUACUAUUAAUUAUCACUAUCGCUAAGAGGAUUAUGCUGCUUGCCAUUGCAUGAAGCCCAGAGUUAAUUGUUGUAGUAGCGGAGAAUAUAACGAAUAAAUGGAAUUUCCAAGAGUCAAUGGUGACGAAUAUGUUUUGUGAUGUCUAUGUAUAUCUUAUGAUUCAAUUAAUUCCUAUGAUUCCAUGCACCGAGGCAGUGAAGUAAAGUGAGGAAUUUUAUGUGUUCUAUUCAGUGAAGUAAAAAAUUCAUUAUUUGAGUGUGUGCACUUAUUCAGACGGAUUAUCGGCUCACAGCACACGGAGUAUUCAAGUGGAUUACUGAUCUUUAAUUUGUUUGGAUUAAAUUGACGAAAUACCGGGUAUACUGGAAAGAUGUUAAAACACGUCCAGAUAUCACCGAUGAGAAAUCGUUCAGAUUCAGUGUCACUACGAUCAACGACUUCCUGUGCAUCGUCCUUAUGUGGAAGUCCAGAGCCUGAUAUCACAAGAACUGCUUCGAGGGCGAGUAGUUAUUCAAGCUUGAACGAUGCUUUACCACAGACAACCAUUAAAGUCUACACAAGCUGCCUGAAGAUUGACGUGGAAUAUAAGACACUCGGCAUUCAAUGGGACACCACCAGUAAAGAAGUUGUGACACAAUUACUCAGAAGAUUAAAAAUGAGGCAUCGCGAUCCACGACUGUUCUACAUGUCAAUGGAAGUGACGGUACGAAGGGCCGGAAUUAAAACCGUUCUUGUUUUAGAUGAAGAAGCUCGACCAGCUAUUUUGCAGGCAUGUCAUCCGAAAGGCGAUUCAAGAUUUUGUUUGCAGUUGAGACCAGGUGGCCUUAUUCGUGUUCAUACCUCGGCGUUACAGCCUACUUCCCAGUACAAGAGUUUAGUGAUAUCGCAGGAAACUACCGCAGAUGAGCUUUUGUCGUUGCUAUUGUCGUGUUUUAACUCCAGUGAACCCGUUGAACAGUUCUCAAUUUAUGAAGUCUGUCCCGGUCAAGAAUACCAGCGCAAACUCCAUCCCGAUGAUCUACCCUUACGGGCUCAAAUUGAACGAAUAAAGCGCGGCGAAACAUGUCAUUUUCUAGUGCGACGAAAUCCCAAUUAUCCUCGACGACGGCAGCUCCUACCCCCCAUUACUGAAAAGACAGCAUCAACCCCAUCCAUACAUUCACACAUCAGCCUUAACUCCCUGGACUCAGAUACACGAACCAUUUGCGAAGAAGAUCCACAGCAACAGAACAAGCCAAAAUCGCACACGGACAAGGAUAACAAUAACAGCAACAAAUCGACAACCACAACAAUUUGCAAUAAAUGUCGAAAUAAUUUCAAAUCGUGUGAGUUUUGUAACAAAAACCCAUCGACGAUCUUGAACAGUUCGCUGGAUGCAUACAACCCCGUGUAUAAUGUCCGUGAGAUAAGGACUGUGAAUCAUUCGUUCUCGCCGUUGGGGAGCGAUAAAAAAAUCUUGGAUGUGGAGCAGUUUUCGCGGCAACAGAUGAAGAGUAAUGGCGUGGUUUAUACGAAACGAUAUAGUGCCUGCGAUUAUACGGGGAAAAUGGCCGCAACUCUAGCCGCUGAAGCUGUUAACAAUAAUCCUGCGAAAGGACUAGGCCACUAUGUUUACAUUUGAAUGCAGCGUGUUAGAUUGUUAGUUGUAAGGAAAUUAAGUAUGUGUUAUUUUGUAGCUGGUCCAUUUCACAUUCGCAUUUCAAACUCAUUCCGAAUCUCUUCUGACUAUUCAAAUCGAACCAUUCCACUCAAUUCACGUCGUGAAUUAUCCUGGACGCAGCACUAAGUUAACUUCUCCCCGUCUUUCCUAUAAGAUGAUGCCGAAGCAGUAUUUCAGCCUAGGACACUGCAAAGUACCACAUACUCUGUACACAAAAUAUCACCAAUCAGCACUAACCCAAAUUCGAAAGGAAAAUAUGUUAUUUUACUGUUUCUCUUUUUGGCAACUCUGUAAAAAUUCGUUUUAGUUUAGUUUUAGGUUACUUUUACGAACAAAACCAAAAGCUCAAAGAUGUAUUCUGUUAAGUUCUCUAGUUCUUUUAUAAAUAUUUGUCCAACAACAAUAAAUUUGGAUUUUCGCGGAGUGUGAAGCUCAAGCUUUCCCCCGGAAAAUUCGACUUUAGGAAGAAAACACUAGUCAAUAUAAUUUUAAUUUUAAAAAUUUAAGUUAUGUGUCUAAUUAAUAAUUAUUUUAUAUUUUUAUUAUUUAUGGUUUUGAGAACCACCAAUGAACAUUUAAGUUUAUUUUCGGAAAGAGUAAAGAACAUAUUUGUGAACUGCAAUAAUAUUCACAUGUGUAGACGGAUUUACUUAGGUGUGGAUCAAUAAAAUAAAUUGUCCUUUGUAUUGCACUUUAA